Molecule: messenger RNA, 968 nt
Organism: Varroa destructor (honeybee mite)
Lineage: Eukaryota; Metazoa; Arthropoda; Arachnida; Mesostigmata; Varroidae
Molecular function (GO): nucleic acid binding
Source: RefSeq, a predicted model, not a curated record
UGUAGUCAACGAAGUGGUUUUGAAAUCAGUUGUUUUUAACAUAAAGUUGUACCUUCGUUUGGCCUUAGGAUUGGGCCAAUUAUCAGUACGAAGGCAUUUGAGGUUUGAGGUCGGCGAAGUCAGGUCUGCGGACAACUUAGGCAUUGGAACGGAGUGUGUGGUUGAUGGUGCACGCGGUAUACUUCGAGUCGCCGACGUUAAAAUGUCAGGGCAACAUGGCGGAGGCGGUGAUUCGGUCGCUGAAACCCCAGUAGCCCCAGAAAGUGGAGUAUACCCUCCGGAGGAGCCAUCAAGUAAGGAUGAAGGCGUGAAGGAUGUUAGGCAGAAAGAGGAUCAAGCGAUUUCAACGGCCAUAGAGAACAGACGGGUUCAGCGCAUCUCAUCUGACUUGCGCGGAGUAGUCAGAUGGUACAAUUCUCGACUUUGCUACGGAUUCAUCGAACGGGAGGAUACUAAAUGUGAAUUGUUCGUCCAUCGCAACUCUGUUGUGAUGGCACCGGGUGAACCGGUGUUUCUUCGAGCUGAGUCCGAAGUCCUUUUCGACUUGUGGACACUUUCCGAUGGCCGUCUUGAAGCUCAGGCCGUGCGUGCCAUUAAUGGAGAGCCUAUUUCUCUGCGAGGCACCCGAACAACAGGGCCACCCCGUAGCUUUCAUUAUGCUGUUCAUGCCGCCAGAAUUUAUGACAUUUUGUGUCAGCCCAAUGUUUACGGAUGCUGUGUGCCAUCGUACUGUCCGUGUUGUGCUAGGCCGAUUUGGCACGGAGCUGGAGGUGCCGCAGGCGCUAACGGAGGCCGUUCGAGACGCGGCCUCGCAGACGCGUCUGGGUCCAACGGCGGCCAGAAUAGAAGAUCUGUGCAGUACGUGGGCCAGCCACUGGACAAGUGGGCAUAAACUGACGGGUAGAGGGCAGAGAAGAAGCAAAAAGUCCUUUCAUACUCUACCCCCUACUUUGACUAAAUACACGCGU